AUGGAACGAGCCAAAGAUGAGAGAGCUGGGUCAACAACAGAUACGCCCACAACUGCGGCCGAUGGCUUAUAUCCCACUAUCGCGCCGAAAAGGAAACAAUUCGGCAUGUUCGCCAUUGUGUCCCUGGCAUUUGUGAUUUGUAAUAGCUGGGCUGGAGUCUCCGGUAGCAUCCAGCUGGCAUUGCUGGCUGGGGGCCCCGUCACCUUGAUCUACAGCCUCCUCAUCAGCGGCGUUGUCUACCUCUGCAUCGCCCUCUCGAUGGCUGAACUCGCCAGCGUCUAUCCAACCGCCGGAGGCCAGUAUCACUUUACGUCCAUCCUGGCCCCGGAUUCCAUACGACGGAGCAUUUCGUAUGCCUGUGGACUCGUAUCGCUGAUGUCGUGGAUUGCACUUGGAAGUUCAGUGACAAUGAUUCCGGCCCAGCAAAUCCCAGCCCUGGUCUCCACGUACAACCCCGGAUUUGCCCCGCAUUCAUGGCAGAUAUUCCUCAUCUACGAAGCAGUUGCGUUGUCGGUGCUCAUAUUCAACCUCUUUGCACUGAAGCGCAAUCCCUGGGUGCAUGAAGUGGGCUUCUGUCUCUCAAUUGCGCUAUUCUUGAUCUCCUUCAUCGGGAUUCUAUCACGCUCAAGACCGAAAGCUACAAGCUCAUUUGUCUGGACUACCUGGAUCAACUCCACGGGUUGGCCCGACGGCAUCUGUUUCAUCUUGGGUCUGUCGACCUCCUGCUUCAUGUUCAUCGGUCUGGACGCAGCCUUACAUUUGGCGGAGGAAUGUCAAGAUGCUGCUCGUACGGUGCCCAAGGCCGUGACUAGUGCUAUCAUCAUCGGGUUUUGCACAGCAUUUCCAUACACAAUUUCCGUUCUUUAUGGAAUCACAGAUAUCCAGUCUGUUCUAACUUCGACCGGAUAUACGCCGCUGAAAAUAUUGAAGCAGUGUCUUCAUUCAGCCGACUUUGCCACAGCCAUCACCAGUGGAGGCAUUGUCAUGGCGUUCUUCGUUCUCAAUGCCAUCCAAGAAACUACUUCGCGACUAGCUUGGAGCUUUGCUCGCGAUGGCGGGCUAAUCUUCUCGGACUCGUUGGAACAGAUACACCCUCGUCUACAGGUCCCAGUCUGGAGCCUGCUCCUUACGUGGGGGCUUUUGGCAGUCUGUGGAUGCAUAUUUAUGGCUUCCAGCACAGGCAAGUCCCUCCCUUUCAAUGCUCUGGUCAACUCGGCGAUUGUGCUUCAGCAACUCUCGUUCCUCAUCCCUCUGGCCCUGCUUCUUUACCGGGGGCGGAGUGCAAAAUUCUUGCCUCCAAGCCGUGCGUUUGCGCUACCACGGGGAUUCGGAAUGGCGGUUAAUGUCCUGGCGGUGCUCUGUACGGGGGUGACCACCUUCUUUUUCAACUUCCCCGUCUUGCUCCCGGCGACGGGGUCAAACAUGAAUUACACCUCGGCGAUUCUCGGAAUUGGAGGGAUUUUGGGUGUUGUCAAUUGGAUUCUGUACGCGAGGAAGCAUUACCGAGGACCCCAAAUAGAGCUCGAGAGCCUGGCUGUCAGAGUGGGCCUUUGA
Molecule: messenger RNA, 1554 nt
Organism: Fonsecaea multimorphosa CBS 102226
Lineage: Eukaryota; Fungi; Ascomycota; Eurotiomycetes; Chaetothyriales; Herpotrichiellaceae
Exons: 5
Coding region: 1-1554 (517 amino acids)
Biological process (GO): transmembrane transport; amino acid transport
Cellular component (GO): membrane
Molecular function (GO): transmembrane transporter activity
Source: RefSeq, a predicted model, not a curated record